Molecule: messenger RNA, 320 nt
Organism: Caenorhabditis sp. 36 PRJEB53466
Lineage: Eukaryota; Metazoa; Nematoda; Chromadorea; Rhabditida; Rhabditidae
Source: the annotation of a GenBank genome assembly
AUGGCUCUUCCGGGAGAGCGAUUCCACGUUCUUGCUCAACUGGAGCAUCUCCAGUCAAAAUACACUGGAACCGGCCAUGCCGACAUGAACAGACACGAAUGGGUUGUCAAUCAGGUAUACUAUUUUUAGAUCUUACUCAAUUAUGAUCGAUUCUUCAGCACCGUGACACACGUGCUUUCCAAAUGUCGCAUCCAGGAAUGAACACUUUCAUCGCUGUGGUGGAGAACGAGAGUCGUGCACGCACUCGAUUCAACCUCAUCAACCGAAUGAUACAGCCGUGCGGACCACCGCCGGAGAAGAAUCCUCUUGACGACGCCUGA